GUGUUAUUUUUGUCAUACUUACGUCAGAAUUUGCUAUUAAAGUCCGUCGAAAUUGCAUUUGAAUUUUUCGUUAACAAAAUAAUUUGUGCUGCAACAAACAAAAUGAGACAAGUUUUAUUUGCCAUUGUCGUUGCUUUGCUAGUGGCUGCAAUAUAUGGUAGUCGUAAAGGAAAAGAAAAUGAACACGAACAUAAACAAGAAAAUAAAAAGAAUGAAAUACACCCCACGCCUUCUUUAUACCACACUCAUUCUCAAGGAAAAUUGAAUAAACAUGAUCAUCAACAAGAUAAUGAAAAUAAUAAAAUACAUCCUACACCUACGAUACAUCACACUCAUUCUCAAGAAUCAAAAAAUUUUGAACACCGUCAUGAGAAAGGUCAUGAAAAACAUAAUUGAGACGGUUGUGUCGGGAAAACAUUUUGUUUUGUUCGUUUGUUUCUGCUUUUGUUCUUAUUAUUUAUUUAACGCAAAUAAAAAUGUAUUUAUGGUUUUGUUUAUAUGACUAAUAUAUUGACGGCUGAAGACUGUAAAAAAAAUGUUCGAUUUGUAAACGAAAACAAGUCAAAGCAUUAGUUUUUGAUCUCUUUAGUAUUAAAUCUGAUGAUAUUCCAUAUCAAUAUGCUUCUUAUAUUAAAAUAAUAGAUUUGCACGUUUCUUUAGUUAUUGACUUACAUUUAUAAAAUUGUAUGGGCAAUAUUUUUAUUAUAUGUGACGAUAUCUUUGUUUAUGUAAUGGGUUUAAAAAAACUGCACUGACGAAUUUAUUUUAAAUGAAAGCAAAAAAUUAAAAAUACUUGAAAA
This is a messenger RNA of Hydra vulgaris (swiftwater hydra), 800 nucleotides long. RefSeq names its product sex-determining region Y protein. Lineage: Eukaryota; Metazoa; Cnidaria; Hydrozoa; Anthoathecata; Hydridae. The record is from RefSeq and is a predicted model, not a curated record.